Messenger RNA from Entrophospora candida, 135 nucleotides. Lineage: Eukaryota; Fungi; Glomeromycota; Glomeromycetes; Entrophosporales; Entrophosporaceae. The record is from the annotation of a GenBank genome assembly.
AUGAGGUUACUAGGAAAUAAAAUUCCAAGAACUAAUGAACUUUGUUCAUCUGAACUAGACCAAAAUAGUGACAAUUUACAUAACAAUUUACAAUGGAAUCACUUUCUUGGACUGAUGCAGCAGCAAGGUAGCAAA